AUGACGACAUUCAAUUUGUCACUUUGGAGUCUCAGUGGGCACCAAGGCAACAAAUGGCUAAAUGGUCAAGUAUCGUUCACUACGAAUGAGGAUUUUAAGGUUUUGAUGGUUGCCAAUGGAAAAUACUCCCCCAAUUUGUAUAAUUUAGCUGUUGAUGACAUCAGUAUUGCUACAAAAUCAUGCGAACGGUCUCCACCUCACAGCGUGCCAGGUUUCACAUGCGAGAGUAAACAUAACUUUCAGUGUGAUAACGGGCAGUGUGUGAGCAAAGACUUGGUUUGCGACAGCGACAAUGCAUGCGCUGACAACUCUGAUGAGAAGAACUGUAAAUGCUUCACUAAUCAGUUUGAAUGUCCGACUGGAGAAUGUCUUCAAGUAAACCAGCUGUGUGACUCAGGAAAUGACUGUGACGACAAAACAGACGAGUCCAGAUGUGAAAGAAGCUGCUCUGAAGAUAGUUUCUCUUGUGCCGGAGGAGGAUGUGUUCCAUUGUCGUUUACAUGUGAUGGAAACAGAAACUGUGAAGAUGGGACGGAUGAGCCUGCUAUAUGUGGUUCUACAAAUUGCUCUCUCUUAAAUAUAAGUUGUGCGAGUCCCAACCAUACUGAUAUAACGGACGCAAGAUGCGAUGGAAACAGAGUCAAAUGCGAUUUUCAAGAUGGCCUAUGCGGGUUAAAACAUGAUUCUAAACUUCGGUGGAGUAUUGGUUCAGGAUCAACGCCUACAAAGAACACUGGGCCCGACUAUGACCACAGUACCUUUCUACCUGAAGGUAAAUAUAUUUACCUAGAAUCAACAGAUCGGAAGGAAGGAGAAGCAGCCGUCUUGACCAGUAGUGUAAUCGCGGCUGGGAAGGCUACAUGUGUGCAGUUUUGGUAUCACAUGAAAGGGCAGGAUAUCGGCAGUUUGAAUGUCUUCAUCCAGACAAAUGAGUCAAGAAGUCUUGUUUGGAGUCAAGCUGGUGACAAAGGUGCCAAUUGGCUUUUUGGUCAGGUUGGAUACAAAGGUGGUUCGAAAAGUUACAAGGUGUGAUUUUCCAUUGUGUAUUCUAUUGUUCCUAAGACAAUUGCUCAUGUACAAUCAAC
Molecule: messenger RNA, 1085 nt
Organism: Orbicella faveolata
Lineage: Eukaryota; Metazoa; Cnidaria; Anthozoa; Scleractinia; Merulinidae
Biological process (GO): protein phosphorylation; activation of adenylate cyclase activity; adenylate cyclase-activating G protein-coupled receptor signaling pathway
Cellular component (GO): plasma membrane
Molecular function (GO): protein kinase activity; ATP binding; protein binding
Source: RefSeq, a predicted model, not a curated record